Trichoderma aggressivum f. europaeum is the source of this 1431-nucleotide messenger RNA. RefSeq lists its product as uncharacterized. The record is from RefSeq and is a predicted model, not a curated record. The transcript has 2 exons. The coding region runs from base 1 to 1431 and encodes 476 amino acids. Lineage: Eukaryota; Fungi; Ascomycota; Sordariomycetes; Hypocreales; Hypocreaceae. Gene Ontology annotation, molecular function: oxidoreductase activity.
AUGGCUCCCGACCAGGAAGAUGCUGCUUUCGGCAUUCAGCCCCAAAUAUCCUCUGAGCCGUCCGUUCGAGAACAAAAAACUCAAGUCAUCAUUAUCGGAGGCGGGCUGAGUGGUUUACAGGCUGCUCAUGAUCUUCAAGCAGCUGGCAUCUCCUGUCUCAUUCUCGAAGCGCGCGAUAGGGUUGGUGGUAAGCUGUGGUCUGUACCUCUGGGCCCUGAGAAAGGAUAUGUCGAACUUGGAGGUGCCUGGACCAAUGAUGUGAAUCAGCCCAUGGUAACUGCAUUGGUGAAAAAGUUUGGGCUGGAGAUGGUCACCCAGAACAUAAUUGGCGACUGCAUCCUGGAGGAUCUUGGAGGGUUUCGCUAUGGAAGUGAUCCACCGCUCUCUGAAGAGGACAGGGCAAUAUUUGCUGAGAUAAGAAGUCGCGUCGAGGCUCUAUGUCAUACCGUCAAGCCUACAGAACUUGGCCAAUCUCUAACCAAGCAUGGAUACAUGAACAUGGAUGGCUUUGCAGUUUCCAUGGGUGCCAGCGAUAUUGUACGUCGUCUAGUCAAUAUUUGGACUGCCGCAAUGUUGGGCGUCGAGUCGGACCAAGUCAGCGUCGUCUUCUUUAUGCACUACUGUCAAGCGGGAGGCGGCCUCAUCCAAAUGCGAUCAGACGAUAGAGGCGGUGGUCAGAGUAUGCGCUUUCGACACGGAACGCAGUCGCUGUGUUAUGGGCUGCGGAAUGGGCUCAGGCCGGAGACAGUCAUAUGCUCAACCCCUGUGCAAACAAUCGAGCAGGAUAUUGGCAGCGGAUGCCUGGUCAUUGCUCGGGACGGAAGACGUUUUCGCGCCGGGCACAUCAUUUCCACGGUUCCAAGCGUCUUCUUGAGUCAAAUAAAUAUCUCACCGCCGCUAUCAGCAGAUAAAUAUUGGCUUAGCACUCAUAGCAAGCUUGGGUUUUACGCAAAGGUGUUCCUCGUCUACUCAGAGCCCUGGUGGCGUAAACUCGAUCUCUGCGGCCUGGCACAAGGUCUCAGUGGACCAGUGGCUCUGACACGGGAUGCCUCGAGCGAUGAAGAUGGCCUAUUUGCAUUGAUAUGCUUUGUUGUGGGUCAAAGAGGUGCAGAGUGGGCACAGAAGGAUGCCUCGGAUCGCUUGAAUCAAGUGAUAACCCAUGUCGAUCGCAUCUAUGGAGCAGAUAUUCCACGGCCUCUGGAGACGCGAGAGCAAAUUUGGAACAAUGAGGAGUUUUCACAGGGAGCGCCUUGUCCUGUGGUGCCUGCUUCCUGCUUGGGGAGUCUCAGUCAAGAUCAAUGGCGGCCGGAGGGCUACAUUCAUUUCGCCGGGACAGAGACGAGCACCGUCUGGAAGGGAUAUAUGGAGGGAGCUCUAGUUUCUGGUCGUAGAGCUGCGGGAGAGGUUAUUGAUAGGCUGUCUACGAAUUAA